Molecule: messenger RNA, 1236 nt
Organism: Rhincodon typus (whale shark)
Lineage: Eukaryota; Metazoa; Chordata; Chondrichthyes; Orectolobiformes; Rhincodontidae
Product: acid-sensing ion channel 1-like
Exons: 8
Coding region: 1-1236 (411 amino acids)
Biological process (GO): sodium ion transmembrane transport
Cellular component (GO): membrane
Source: RefSeq, a predicted model, not a curated record
AUGGUAGCAACAACACAGGGUUCAAUUCGAGUUCUAGCAGGGGCUAAUGUGGAACCUACCUCUGGUGGAGAUCAUGGCCAGCCCGGGGAUGCGGGCAGCACGCAGCCUUCCAGCGUUCAGGCUUUCGCCACCAGCUCCACGCUGCACGGCAUCGGCCACAUCUUCACGUACGAGCGCUUCUCUUUCAGGCGCAUCGUGUGGACCCUGGCUUUCCUGGGCUCCCUCUCCUUCCUGGUUCAUGUCUUCGUGCAGAGGAUCCAGUAUUACUUCGAGUACCCGCAUGUCACCAAGGUGGACGAAGUCACCGCCUUCAACCUGACCUUCCCCGCCGUCACCAUCUGCAAUCUCAACGAGUUCCGCUUCAGCAAGAUCACCAAGAACGACCUGUACCACGCAGGCGAGCUCCUGGGACUGCUCAACAAUCGCUACGAGAUCCCCGACCCAUACGUGGCCGAGAAACACGUCCUGGAAGUGCUCAUCGAGAAGGCCAACUUUAGGAACUUCAAGCCCAAGCCCUUCAACAUGAGGGAGUUCUAUGACCGAGCUGGCCAUGAGAUGAGAGACAUGCUGCUCGGCUGCAAGUACAGAGGGGAAGAAUGUACCCACCAACACUUCAAAGUAGUGUUCACGAGGUAUGGCAAGUGCUACACUUUUAACUCCGGGCAGACUAAAGACCAACCAAUCCUGACAACAAUGAAAGGAGGAACUGGGAAUGGUCUGGAACUGAUGCUGGACAUUCAGCAGGAUGAUUACCUUCCUGUCUGGGGUGAAACAGAUGAGACCUCCUUCGAAGCUGGUAUAAAGGUUCAGAUUCAUGGCCAGAAUGAGCCACCAUUCAUCGACCAACUGGGGUUUGGAGUGCCACCUGGAUUUCAAACAUUUGUUUCCUGUCAAGAACAGCGGCUAAUCUAUUUACCUCCUCCCUGGGGAGACUGCAAAUCUACUCCAAUGGACUCAGACUUCUUUGACACUUACAGCAUCACAGCUUGCAGAAUUGACUGUGAAACUCGGUACUUGGUGGAAAACUGUAACUGUCGGAUGGUGCACAUGCCAGGUGAUGCUCCAUAUUGUACACCGGAACAGUACAGAGAGUGUGCAGAUCCAGCCCUAGUUAAUAACCUUGUUCUGAGGACAUUCAGGUUUGACUUUGCUGAGAAGCCAGGAGUGUCACUUCAGCUUAAACUGCGUGUUGUUGCUCGUUUUACCAUCAGAAACCUACCCAGCACCGCUGAUUGA